Messenger RNA from Blumeria graminis f. sp. triticale, 1524 nucleotides. Lineage: Eukaryota; Fungi; Ascomycota; Leotiomycetes; Helotiales; Erysiphaceae. The record is from the annotation of a GenBank genome assembly.
AUGAACAAGUAUAAGCCGAGGCCAGAGGCACUUCUGAAGCUCAUAGGUGUCCUCGAGCCAUUUGUUAAGACUAGGCAAGAAGUGACUAAAAUCAGGCGCAUCUUACGACUACUUCUUAAUUCAAAUUUGCAGGCCGCAAAUGACCAACCCACAAGCUAUUUUCUCUCGAUUACAGAAUCUUCACUUUCUCAGAAUCCACCACGAACUAGAAUGAAAGGACGUCAUGGAGAAUACUUAAGAUGUCUUCAGGCCAACAUCAAGGCCAGAAAUGAGCAUACAAAAUUGAGUAUGGAGCAUAAAGUUAACAGCGGAGAUGAAGCCCACUCUGUAGGUGGUACUAAUAGCUCAUUAAACCAAGACGACACCAACUCGGUAAUGGAAUCUUACAUUGACCUCCUGAGAAAGCGGCAUAAACGUGAACGUUUACGUUUAAUUCGAGAUAAUAUUGAAACUUUCUUCCAAAAGCCAGCAGCUUCUAACAAGUUUCUUAACUCUAAAGAUACACCAGAGAUCUUAGCAUCUUUACCUAAAGUUCCUUCAGAGCUAAUGCAACAAUCAGAUAUUGACAGGGACUCGAUAGAAGAGGUCCUAGAAGACAUGGUUAUACGACUGGAAAAAUCCAUCCUACGAGCUAAGAUUAUACUUCGAAGGGAACAAACUUUGAAUUCUAAACUUAGGGAUCAAACCCCUGUCACUUGUCCAGUACCACAAGCAAGGCUGUUUGCUUUGGGUAGUACACGAGACGAGUUGAUUACUUGGAUCGAAAGUGAACUAGCUAGGGUAGGUGAAACCUCUGGCACUACGAAUAAAACUACUCUAGGCAGCUUCAGUCACCAAGAAAUUGGUUCCGUUAAUGUGGAUGACAGCUUAAGGGCAAUAAAAGGGCAAUACUCUGGAUACGUGGCCGUUAGACAGCUCUUAAUUGAUUGUCUUCAUGACAGUAUUAAAAUGCCAUUUCAUCUUCAUGAUGAGAUAUCUAUGACCACUGAGCCUAACGAAGAGCGGGGGAGCUUCGAUUCUGAGUAUAACCCACACCCUUGCCUUAAUGAGCUGGCACAUCUAACAACUGAAAUUAAACAAUGUAUUCAACACAAAUCAUACCUUACAUCGAGUUUAGGAAAACAGCAUGAUAAGACAGUUCGAGAUUUCGAACGUCUUGCGCAAGAAAGUCAUCUGUUACUCUCUCAUCCAAACCCACUGUCAAAGAAACAGUGUGACAGGCUUGAUCACCCAGAUUCUCUCGUAGCUAGACUCCCUAGUCGUGGAAAACCAGAUCUAAGUUUUCAUGCACAAGCAUGGGUACAUGCCGCUCAGUCAGCAAGUCACACCGUCACCGAGGCAGUCCUAGUAAAUUUGGAAAACGGGUUAACCUCCGCUGCAAACUCUCUUCAUGAAAUAAAUAAUCUUAAAAGUCUGGUAGGUAUUGAUUCUGAGGAUAAAAAUAAUAACAUUAGACGUGACAUUUGGGAGGGCCUGAAUGGAAAUUUAGGUGCUAUUAAAGAAAUAAUAGGUGAAAUUAAUUGA